AUGGCCAAGCACCACCGCACGCCGGCGCGCUCCGCCGUGUCCGUCAUCGAGGUCAAGAGCAAGUUUGAUGCUGAGUUUCGCCGCUUCGCUAUGAAGCGCUCCGGCACAGGCAGCUUCCAAGACUUCUACUGCCUGCUGCAGAUGGUGCACCAGAUCCCGCGGGUGGACGUGCUCCUGGGCUACACAGAUGUCCAUGGGGACCUCCUGCCCAUCAACAAUGACGACAACUACCACAAAGCCCUGUCCUCUGCUAACCCCCUCCUCAGGGUCAUCAUCCAGAAGAAGGCAGAGUGUGAUGCCAGUGUCUUCACCUCAAACUCCCUGCAGAGGAAGAAGAAGGGGCUGCUGCACCCCACACACUACCGGACCAAGACCCAUCUCCUCAUCGGCAUGCCCCAGGACUUCCGACAGAUCUCCUCCAUCAUUGAUGUGGACACCCUGCCCGAGACCCACCGUCGUGUGCGGCUCCACAAGCACGGCUCUGACAAGCCGCUGGGCUUCUACAUCCGCGAUGGCGUCAGCGUGCGCGUGGCCCCGCAUGGUGUCGAGAAGGUGCCUGGCAUCUUCAUCUCCCGCCUGGUGAAGGGUGGCUUGGCUGAGAGCACGGGGUUGCUGGCCAUGAGUGACGAGAUCCUGGAGGUCAAUGGCAUCGACGUGGCCAGCAAGUCCCUGGACCAGGUGACAGAUAUGAUGGUGGCCAAUAGCCACAACCUCAUCAUCACUGUCAAGCCGGCCAACCAGCGCAACAAUGUCAUCCGCAGCAGCAAGGCCUCGGGCAGCUUGAGCAUGUCCAUGGACAGCACCCCUAGCCAGCAGACCCCCAGCCCAGCCUCACAGUACCUGAGCAACUACAGCACGGCCGAGAGCGAUGAGGAAGGCGACCUGAUCAUCGAGAGUGACAGUGCACCCCACUACAUCCCCGGGAGCUGCCCCAAUGGGGGCUCCACGGACCAACCCCUCCAGCAGAACCCAUCCCCACACAGCUCCCAGGGCUCCCUUCAGUCCCUCGGCAGCCACAAUGGCAGCCCUGGCCGGGGCAGCAGGCAGGAGGACGGUACCCUCCUCACCCUAUAGCCACAGGGUCCCAUGCCACCCUUGGCAGCCACCACAGGAUCCUGUGCCAUCCUUGGUGUCCAGCCAGGUUUCCAC
Molecule: messenger RNA, 1149 nt
Organism: Strigops habroptila (Kakapo)
Lineage: Eukaryota; Metazoa; Chordata; Aves; Psittaciformes; Psittacidae
Product: partitioning defective 6 homolog beta-like
Exons: 3
Coding region: 1-1074 (357 amino acids)
Biological process (GO): establishment or maintenance of cell polarity; regulation of cellular localization; centrosome cycle
Cellular component (GO): nucleus; apical plasma membrane; cell cortex
Molecular function (GO): protein kinase C binding
Source: RefSeq, a predicted model, not a curated record